GAUGCGCGUUCGCGCGGCGCGGCCACGAGACCAAGGCCCUUCCCUAAACUCAGGAAGUGGCGCCGCCGUCAAUCUGAUCUGAAGCCACCUCCCGUUUAAAAAAAUUUUUUUUAAAAUUUUGUUGUUGAUGAUUUAUGUUUUUAGUAACUCACACAAACUUAACAUUGUAAAGUUUGCUUCACAUGUCUUGACACACAAGUAUAAGUACGUGAGAAUAUUGUCGGUUGAAAGUGUGGAUUUCAGAUCAUUUUCAACUUCUAAUAGUCUUAGCGGACACAGUUACACAAUUUAAAACUAAAACACUCGUUAACGCAGACACGUUUUACUGUUGUUAAACGCUAUUUAGUGUUUUUAAUCGGUUAAACGACCGUAAAAUGCAUUUAAAUUUAAUAUAAAUCGGACCACUACAGUGGACUGAUGGUGCCACGUCGCCCUCUGCUGGUUAACUUCGGUAACCACGCAACACAGUUUGGCCCUAAGAGAAUGCCGCGCUCUGAUUGGUUGGUUCGCUUUCAUUAGGUACGCUGCUUUAAAAGACCAUUGGAAAUAUGGCAAUUUCUAAUCGAAGCCGCUUGAAAAAGACCAAUAAAACUGGAAAUGCAGACAGAUAAGCAUUUGGUUUUCUUGAAUCUUCGGGGGAUAGUAUACUGAGAAAAUCACAUGACGGCUGUAAAUAAUUAAUAAAAAAAAUAUUCAUUUAAAAAAAUAUAUAUUCGGUACUUUUAAAUUUACAUAUAAUGUUAUGCCAGGGAUUGAUCUGGUGCAUUGUCAGUCUGCAUCACAACCCACCAAGGGAUUUUAACCCAAUUCGACCAGAACAUCCACUUGUUGUAUGCGAGAGAUGGGAAUGUAUUAUGUUUACAAUUUUUUCCGAGCCUCCAAGUAGAAGCAGGUGGCGAAGCACGUGAAGGCAGCAUCAAUAUCGACGAUUGCACUUCCCCUCCAGCGUCCAUCCGCACAAGACGCAGCGGCUUCGCAGGCGACAGUAGCAGCAUCGUAUGCGUGCGUGCGUGUGUGUUUUGUGACUGAGGGAAAAAGCCUCAUCAUGACCAUCAGAAACACGCUCCGGGAUCAUGGGCAGAGGUAUCGACCGAGGAUCGCUUGUCUCAAGAAGGCAGAGAAGGUGCUGCUGGAGAUGCAGGACCCCAAGACAGGAGUCAAAUCACAGCCUCAGAGACUGGUGAUCACAACCAUACCACACGCCAUAACUGGUGAAGACAUCCUUUCCUGGUUGGCAGACAGAUUUCAAAUAGACACACAAGAGGCGAGGAACUUUGGCUCGAUGCUCGUGGCGCUAGGAUACAUCUACCCUCUGCAGGACCACAAACGCUUGGUGAUCAAACCGGAUGCAUCCCUCUAUCGCUUCCAGACACCGUACUUCUGGCCCACGCAGCAGUGGCCCGUUGAGGAUACAGAUUAUGCGAUCUACCUGGCGAAAAGAAACAUACGCAAGAAAGGAAUCCUGGAGCUGCACGAGCAGGAGCAGUAUAACCGACUGCACAAGUGGAUGAAUCAUAAAUGGGAUUUCAUAGUGAUGCAAGCUAAAGAGCAGUACAGGGCUGCAAAGGAGAGGAAGAAGCCGGACCGCGUGGUGUUUGACUGCCAGGAGAGAGCGUACUGGGUGGUUCACCGACCUCCGCCAGGGACAGUAAGCGCCAUGGACUAUGGACUGGACAGACGAAUAGAUCCUAAUGCAGACGAGGAAAAAACACCAGACUUCUACGGGAGAAUUAUGAUCUUUACCCAGCAGUCUAUCAUGAGGCCCAGGGUGAAGUCAUCUGUGUCCAUUGGAGCAUUGGUGAAAUACUGCGCCACCUAUAACGGCCACGACCCUUUCCUCUCCAAGUGUCUUCCCAGCAACCCCUGGAUCACUGAUGACAUCACAUACUGGAACUUGAACAUGCCCAAUGUGGAGAUACCGACGAAGAUGCGCGUGGAGAGGUGGACGUUCAGCUUCGGAGAGCUGCUCUCAGACCCUCGAGGACGAGACGAUUUCAGACUCUUCCUGAAGAAAGAAUUCAGCGGUGAGAACUUGGCAUUCUGGGAAGGUUGCGAGGAUCUGAAGUGGGGCACAGCUGCGACGAUGAGAGAGAAAGCAGAGCAGAUCUACAAGAGCUUCCUUGCACGCGGCGCACCUCGGUGGAUCAACAUCGACGGAAAGACGAUGGAAAUCACCGUUAACGGCCUGAAGCACCCACACAGAUAUGUCCUGGACGCAGCGCAGACGCACAUCUACAUGCUCAUGAAGAAGGACUCAUUCGGGCGAUACUUGAAGUCUCCGGUCUUCAAGGACACGUUGAAGAAGGCCGUCUGUCCCGAGGAGCACAAGUACUCUGACGCCCAGUUGGAGCAGAAUGCGAAGAACAGGCGGCCCAGUCUCAGCCCCAUCGUCCUCCGGCAGCAGGAGAAGGAGCACAGGGCCAAGAUGGCGGCCAAUGCCCCCGUUGACAUCACACAGCUGUGCCGCUACACCACUCCUGUCCCCCACCUCGCCGUCUACUCUGGUAUCAGUGACUUCCCCUCUGCCAACGCCUCACCCUCUCUCCCCUUCCUGGCCCACUCCCCGGCCUGUCCGUCCCCCAUCAGCGUGGCCUUGGACAGCACCUCGGCCUCUGAGCGGCGCGCGGAGGCCGGUGAAGGAGGCGCGGCGGGGAUCCCCGAGGCCCGAGCCCCCGCUGCAGGAAGCGUGUCCAGGUCUUGCAUGCCUCUCUCACUGCGCCGCCUGCUGAAGCGGGGCUGCACGCCCUCCACCAUGUUCGCCAGCCUGUCGCCUAAAUACCACUCAGCUGCCGGGACAAGUAGCCGCAUUCAGCCCAUCAGCCCGGAUCAACCCAGUCAGGCUCCGCCCAGACGGAUUGGCAAUUUUUUCCAGAUCAAAGUGGAUAUUCCUCCCGAGUGCCGCAUCUACCCCAUAGAGUCGGAGGACGAGGACGAGGAGGAGAACAGGGCCGCCUCUCGGGGAGGAGUGGGAGCCAAAGAGAUCAUCUGCCCCUGGGAGAGCCUCACUCCACAGAACGGCACCGGCUAAUAGGAUGGAUUUGCACAGGUAUUAAAAAAAAUUAAAUCGGUGCGGAGCAGAUGUGAAGUGAGUCGAUAUGAACAGGCCCGGCGGCAGAUUUUCCCUCGUGUCCCGACAGAGAUAACGUAUCUCAUACAGAGCAUUAAGGGGGUAAAAAUCUCAGUGUUUAUUAUCCCAGCGUACAUGUGGUCACAUUCUCACCACCAGGCCACAAACUACAACACAAAACUGUCAAUCCGAGACAUUACAGUGAUGGAUGUUGGUCCACAGUAGACUGAGCGUCAACUUAUUAUGUCCAAACUCCUCUGCUGUAGCAUAAUCCUCUUCUCAGUUUUCAAUUUCAAAACAAUCUCACAACUUUUGGCCCGUCACGAGGUUUUCAGAAAUACUGAGGUCUUCCAGUACCAACCCCGAAAAUAAUUGACAAGCCACCAAAUGAGGCUGUAAAAGUUUCUGAUGGUUUUCUAUUAGUAUUUUUAAUUAUUUCAUUGGACCUCUCGUGACAUUUUCUUAGAUUAAUAUCUGCUUGUGAGUGCCUAACUCAUUAAUUCCCCCCACAUUCCCAAGAACUUACUGACGGGACAACCUCAGCGGCAGCUAUUUCCCCACGAACAACAAACUCCAUCAGAAGUUGGAGAUCAGACAUAUUUUGUCUAAUCUCCAACUUCCUGCAACCAAACCUACGAGCCUACAGGCCCUUCAGCGAUUGACCCUCAAGGCAAAUGAUUUGGGUGGAGUGUUCCUUUAAAACGACAGCCUCUUUGCCACCGAUCUUCGCUGACGUGAGCACCAGCUGAGCCAGAUGUUUUGUUCUGUUCAGGCCCCGGAGGACAACAGGGUGGAUGAACAUCCAAGAGAUUCAAAACUUGAGCUGUAGCGUUCACAUUCAAACCUCGUGUCUAUUCAUGGACAGUAGCCGGACAGCAGCCUUAUCCACCUUCACACACCUGAACGUCUCUUUUCUUUAUUUUGUUCUUGGAAGUUUUCUACAAAGCAGGCAUAAUGUACACGCAGAACAUUUUUCGAGAUUAAAAGUCGCACAAUGACAACAAGUAUUAACAAAAAAAUCUGUAUUUUUGUGAAUGCCAAGGAGAGCGAAAACAACUGAUGUUAUAUGUUACAAAAUAGAUUAAUGUUUACAUUCCAGUAAGUGAUAAGCCAAAUCAGACACCUAUAGACUCUUGCCUGUGCACAUUCCUGCUAAGAAAUAUAGACAAUGUAUUUACAUAUUUACCCAAUAAUGAUCAGUUUUUCUGAAGUGGAGAAUUGUCCUUGUGCUGCUCAGUAGACUUAGAUGCCUCGUCCCUAAUUUACUUACCUCUUUACACACAUUACGUGAAAUGACUGAACAGAUGUAUAUCAGGUAAAAUGGGGGCACAUUAUCAGCUUGUCCACAUGAUGUAAUGGGAGGGGGUCGAGUAGUAGUUUUGUAUUUGGCUCCACUGCUGUUUUGUAGCUGUUGUUUACUCUACACUAGCCAGAGGGAGGUGUCGAUAUUCUUAUGUGGUGGUGGUGUGUACGUGGGCGGGAUUACAAUGUGAACUAACUGUCAGAAUGUAUUAUCUUAACCAUGUUUACAAAUGCAAGAAUGUGAAAAAAAACCUUAAAUUUGUUGUAUUGGAUUUGUACAUUCCAUGGCUUGUGUCAAAGUGCCUCAAUAAAUGAAAGUCUCAACAAAAAA
This is a messenger RNA of Scophthalmus maximus (turbot), 4700 nucleotides long. Its product is annotated as regulator of G-protein signaling 9. Lineage: Eukaryota; Metazoa; Chordata; Actinopteri; Pleuronectiformes; Scophthalmidae. The record is from RefSeq and is a predicted model, not a curated record. Gene Ontology annotation, biological process: regulation of G protein-coupled receptor signaling pathway; G protein-coupled receptor signaling pathway; intracellular signal transduction. The transcript has 19 exons. The coding region runs from base 1046 to 3028 and encodes 660 amino acids.